Brassica napus (rape) is the source of this 2181-nucleotide messenger RNA. RefSeq lists its product as uncharacterized. The record is from RefSeq and is a predicted model, not a curated record. Lineage: Eukaryota; Viridiplantae; Streptophyta; Magnoliopsida; Brassicales; Brassicaceae. The coding region runs from base 414 to 929 and encodes 171 amino acids. The transcript has 4 exons.
GGAAAAAUGGUUAACUUACAAAAUCAAAGGCCCAUUUAGAAAGUUAACUACUCUAUCGUAGGAAAAAUAGAAAAACAGUUUGAUUAAUGUUCAUAAAAAAGUACUGAUUGAAAUGGAAAUAGUUUUCGAUGCUCAAUGUUCACCACCAACCAUCUUUUCUGCGAGUUCCACACCACUAUAUACUAUUAAAAUCAUUUCCAAAGUGAUCAAGAUGUUAUCAAUCGUGAGAUCGAUAGAAUCAAGGUGGUUUUCUUGAUUUUUCGUUGUGAAAGCUGUACCGGUUCGAUCCUCAGUUUCGGAUUAACAAAUUGUCAUAUGGGAUAAAAAUCAUAACUUUACAGGAACAUUUACUAAAACAGUUGAUCCAUCCUCACACACUCUGUCUCUAUCUUAUUUCUACAGAGAGUGAAACCAUGGCUUUCAACUUUCAGCGCAACGUCUUCACCGUUGGCUCCUCCGUUCAAACAGAUUGUCAUCUCCCAUUUGGAAGCAAAGGUCGUCAUUUAGUUGGUGUUCCUCUUGCUCCUGGUGAUAGUGAGUGCGUGGAAUACUUCAAGGAGACGAAAGCUCGGGAUUGGACUGUGGUGAGGCGAGCUGAGGUUUGGCGGUGCAUCCCGUUUAUUGACUCAGCUUGUUGGAGAAAAAUGGAUUUGAGCGAGAUUCCGAGUUUGGUUGAUCGUUUUGCUGGAGGUAUUGAUGAUGCUGUUGUUGAGUCUUGUCAGUGUGCCGCCGGUGUGGAGCCUUCGGCAUCUGCUCGUAGUAUUGUUGUGGGUCUUACGAGUACAACAAUUCUUAUACCGUUCGCUGGUGUUUCUGGUAAGGAAGUUGUUGUUGCGGGCGGUGGGAGUGUUGUGGCGAAAAGGGCUGCCGCUGGUCGUUCACCAAAAGACGGUGCCGCCUUCGAAAUCUCGCAAAAUUGUGUGCUCUGAUGUUGAGCUGCCUUUUGUGGUUGAUUCUCCUGCUGUGGAGAAGGCAUCUUUUGAGCCGUUUGAUCAUUCGUUCAAUGGUUUGGCUUCGAGAUGUGGUGAUCUUUUAUUGUUGUUUCAAUCACCUGGUGGCGUUGAUGGUUUGUGUUUUGAUCAAGUUAGGCGCGGUGAGUGGUGUCAGGGGUUCGCUUGUCACUUGGCCAUUGUAAGAUAAUUAUUUCUUUCUUCAAAGUUUGUUUGUUUUCUCUUUUUUUUUUAAGAAAAAUGAAUUUGUGGGCUACAAAGUUUGCGAAUAAAUUGGUGGUUAAUCAAGAUGAAGAGCUUUAAGAGGUGAAGGCCGAGCUCGAAAAAACGAAAGCUGAGCUUGCUUCUAUUAAGGAUAAGGAUGACGGUUCCGAGGAAAUAGCGGCUCUGCGCGGCAAGUAUGAGGCUGAGAAGAAAGUGUCCUCAGAUGCGUUGGAAGAAGUUGAAAAACUCACGGCAAAGAUAGCUUUGGAAGCUGGGCGGGUGAAGAAACGUCAAGCGGCCGACUUGGAACAUUUUAAGAAGGAAAAGGAAGUGGCGGGCAGGAGGUAUCGGAGGGCAGUAAUGAGACAUGAUGAUGUGCUUGCUACUUUCAAUUCUCGUAUGGAAAAGGUGCGGAGGUAUGUGGAAAAUCAGAAAGUUGUUCGCACAGCUAUGCAUGGAGUGAAUCAGAUCAUGGGAGUGCUUGAUGCUGUCAAGACUUGGAAGAAAGAGGCAAUAAUUAUUCCUGAUGGAAAGGUUAAGCAUCUUGAGAAUGAAUUGGUUCGGAGGAAGGAGAAGGCGAACUUGGUUGUUCGUGUUGAGUUUGAACCUAAGGAGCUGGCUGAUAUCCCUUUCUUUGAUUUUACUCGUCCACUCUCUCAUGUUCAUCCAUCUCUGACUGCGGGGGUUGAAGAUGCUGCUAAGGCAAGAGGGAAGGAGGAAAAUCGUCGUCGUGAGGAAGCAAGUCGUCGUCGUGUGGCUGAUCGUGCUGGUGCUGCGUCUUCGGCUGUGAGGCGUGAGGGUCAGGUUCCUUCGCACCCGUAGUUUGGUUCGUGUGAUCGUCGAGGCUCUACCUGGCUGCUGCUAUCUUUUAUUUUGCUACUUUUUUUUUUAGACUUUGGUUGUUAUGAUUUGAUCAUGUUGAUCUCUUUCGGAUAUGGAUGGUAGUCUUCUUGUUGGUUUUUGUUGUUAUGAUCGAUCAUGUUGGACUUCUUUUAUAUGAUGCUUGAAUUCUUCAUGUUUGUUUUUA